Molecule: messenger RNA, 2338 nt
Organism: Nanorana parkeri
Lineage: Eukaryota; Metazoa; Chordata; Amphibia; Anura; Dicroglossidae
Product: rho guanine nucleotide exchange factor 40-like
Exons: 14
Coding region: 125-1885 (586 amino acids)
Molecular function (GO): guanyl-nucleotide exchange factor activity
Source: RefSeq, a predicted model, not a curated record
GUCUCUCAGCAGGCUCCACACAUUGUGCUGUGAUGUGCUUGAGUCACUGGAGAAGGUCACACAAGAGGUCAAAGCUGACACUACAGAGGACAUUAAGUGGUUAAUUUCUCAUCACCGAGAUGCCAUGAAGAAAACACUGACUGAUGAUAGAUUGCAGAGACUGCAGAGAGAUGGAGGCACUCUUGUUGCCAGUCUCCAGAAAUCAUCUUACUUAAGGUUAUAUGACCCAGUGACUUUUGACUUAUAUGAGAGAGUAGACGAAGCUUUACAUAAUCUUGUCCGACUCUCAAAUCAAAAACUGCAAGACCUUGAGGCAAGAUUGCCACCACAAGACCGCCAAGACAGAAGUGAGGAUACUCAGAGUCUGCUUAAUACCCUGAGACAUGGAGAUAUGAAAAUGGAAAUGAUUGGGGAGGCAACAGAAGAGACAUUAGAGGAGUAUCGUGUACCAUUUCUAGAACCAGAUGGUCGCAAGUCAGAGGUUGGCGUCAGGAUCCGUGGUCUAGAAGUCAGUAGUCGAGAGCUAGCGGACCGUACCUGCAGCCCACCUCGUGGCCAUGUUCUCAGCAGAGGUGAUGGGAGAGGACCAGAUGCCCCUUGGGGGGGUAUUCCAAAACUGGAGGGAAGAAGAUCUCCCCAGCGCAUUCUGUUAGACCUCCUGUGCUCAGAGAGGAGUUACGUGCAGUCUUUGCGCCGGUCUCUGGAGGUCAGGGGAUCAUGUCCGGCUGGCCUGGCACUCAGAGGUAGCCUGGAGCAACUCCUCAACUUCCACACUCACUUCUUGAGAGACCUCCAGAACUGUGUGUCUCACCCCUUCACUGUGUCAUACUGCUUCCUGCAACAUGCUGACCAGUUACGCUUAUACUCCCUGUAUGUGAAGAACAGACAGAAGGUUGAGCUGUUCCUUCCAUCCCCCAGUGGCAGUUUAAAGGGCAAGAAAAGGGACCAGAAGGAGGAGGAAGACUCUUGGGGUAUUCUGCAUAGACCACUGGAACAGUUGGAUUUGUACCAGCGCUUUCUGGCAGACAUGAUGCUUGAAUGUGACCAGGACAGCGAACAGGAGCGUCAAUCUCUACAUGCUGCUCGCGAACUUGUGGGCUCUCUGGUGCACCAUGGGAAAAACCUGCUAGCUGCUGAAGCCAUCCGGGGAUUUGAGGUGGAUGAGAAGGAACAUGGUCGCCUUUUGCUGAAGGAUGUGUUCACAGUACUAUCUGGAAGAAAGAAAUCUUUGCGACAUGUAUUUCUGUUCCAAAAACUGCUUCUGCUAAGCAAACUGAAGACAGCAGAGGGAGGUCUGGAGACAUACGGCUUUAAACAGGCUUUUAAAACAGCUGAUAUGGGCAUUACAGAAAAUGCUACAGAGGGGGACACACGGAUUGAACUUUGGUUCCGCCGUCAGAAAUCAAGGGAAACAUUACUCCUGCAAGCUGAAACCACUAGUGUGAAAGAAUCAUGGACCAAUGAGAUCACAAAACAUUUGUGGGAUCAAGGAGGAUUGAGCAAAGAGCACCGCACACAGGAUACCUCGACAAUUGGUUCCAGUCAUCGCUCUUUUCUUGACAUUAAAGCUGGAUUCAAUGCAAUAAGUGAACGGACUGUUAGCGCCCUCUUGACUGCAAGAGGAUGCCGCACUAGAGCAUCUGUACCUCUUACAGCCUGUGAUCACAGCUCUUCCCCACCAUCUUCUCUUGCACUCACAUCAGGACCAAGCCCUCGAAGGCUGCGCUCACCUGGAGGAGUCUCUCUUCCUGAAAAAAUCAAUGAAGAAGGAGGUGACUCUUUCACAGGUGGACCAGUGUGCCUCAAAUCAUUCUCACCCAUUAUGGAAGGAGAAAAGCCAAAGGAUUUAACCAUUGAAGCCCUCUUCCCUUCCACCUCUGUAUAAAGAAAAAUUAUUUCCAAAGCUCAUAAAAAAAAGAACAUAAAUCGCCUGCACAGUGCCAUAACCACUGAUCAAGAGGACUACAAACUAAGCAUGUCAAUGACCUCAGCAGAUGACAGUGCCAAGCAUAUCAUUCAUUUACACAAUGCACCAAAUACAAUGCUGUCAGAAGCUCAAAAAGUGUCACUUCCUUCUUGGUGAAUGACAUUAUGCUAAAAACUAAGACCACUAACAAAGCUUUUGAUGAUUAUAAAAUGAUGACCUGUCAAACUUGAGGAGAACUGGCUUAGGAUAGAGGACCAACAGUAUUUCUCUAUAAGCCAGUGGCUUUUUCAUCUCUGUUACCUUAAGGUGCAAACUAAGUGCAAACAUCUCAUUUUUCAAACUCUAAUGCCAAAUUUCAGUACAAAGAAAUUUCCAAGAGAUUUGGGAACCAUCAUGCUGCAGAAAUAAAUG